Stegastes partitus (bicolor damselfish) is the source of this 2371-nucleotide messenger RNA. Its product is annotated as argonaute RISC component 4. Gene Ontology annotation, molecular function: RNA binding; protein binding. The coding region runs from base 33 to 2363 and encodes 776 amino acids. Lineage: Eukaryota; Metazoa; Chordata; Actinopteri; Pomacentridae. The transcript is spliced from 15 exons. The record is from RefSeq and is a predicted model, not a curated record.
GCACUGCGGGCUGCGCGGCUUGUAACUAGCGCAUGCGCACAUACAAAUCCCCAGAAGCAGCAGCAGCAGCGGCAGCUCAGGUCAGCCAGUCCAGUCAGCAGUCAUCCACGCAGCUACCUAUAUCCCCUUUUCUUAAAUUAGCCACUUUAAGCUUCGCGAUACCGCCCCCAAUUUCAGCGUCGGUACGGAGCCGCCAGGCCGGGACAGAGACGGAGAGAGAGGCCUCGGCCAUGGAAGCGCUCGGACCCGGCCCGCCCGCCCCUACCUCUCUGUUUCAGCCUCCACGGCGUCCCGGCCUCGGCACGGUGGGGAAACCCAUCCGGCUCCUUGCCAACCACUUCCAGGUGCAGAUUCCCAAGAUUGAUGUCUAUCACUAUGAUAUCGACAUCAAGCCUGAGAAACGACCUCGAAGGGUCAACAGGGAGGUGGUCGACACCAUGGUGCGGCACUUCAAGAUGCAGAUCUUUGGAGACCGACAGCCGGGAUACGACGGGAAGAGGAACAUGUACACAGCGCACCCACUGCCAAUCGGACGAGACCGGGUGGACCUGGAGGUGACCCUGCCCGGCGAGGGGAAGGACCAGACCUUCAAGGUGUCCCUGCAGUGGGUGUCUGUGGUCAGUCUUCAGAUGCUGCUGGAGGCCCUGUCGGGUCACCUGAACGAGGUGCCUGAAGACUCGGUGCAGGCUCUGGAUGUCAUCACGCGACACCUUCCCUCCAUGAGGUACACUCCGGUGGGGCGCUCGUUUUUCUCGCCUCCGGAGGGCUACUACCAUCCUCUGGGCGGAGGCAGGGAGGUGUGGUUCGGUUUCCAUCAGUCCGUCCGUCCUGCCAUGUGGAACAUGAUGCUCAACAUCGAUGUGUCGGCCACAGCUUUCUACCGCGCCCAGCCCGUCAUCGAGUUCAUGUGCGAAGUGCUCGACAUCCAGAACAUCAACGAACAGACCAAACCGCUGACCGACUCGCAGCGCGUCAAAUUCACCAAGGAGAUCAGAGGCUUGAAAGUUGAGGUCACACACUGUGGUCAGAUGAAGAGGAAGUAUCGUGUCUGCAACGUGACGCGUCGACCUGCCAGCCACCAAACAUUCCCCUUACAGCUCGAGAACGGCCAGGCCAUGGAGUGCACAGUAGCUCAGUAUUUCAAGCAGAAGUACAAUCUGCAGCUCAAAUAUCCACAUUUACCCUGUUUGCAAGUGGGACAGGAACAGAAGCACACGUACCUUCCCCUGGAGGUCUGUAACAUCGUAGCAGGUCAGCGCUGCAUCAAGAAACUGACGGACAACCAAACGUCCACCAUGAUUAAAGCCACGGCUCGCUCGGCCCCCGACCGGCAGGAGGAGAUCAGCCGACUGGUCAAAAGCAACAGCAUGGUCGGGGGCCCGGACCCCUACCUGAAAGAGUUUGGCAUUGUGGUGCACAAUGACAUGACCGAGGUGACCGGGCGUGUCCUCCCAGCGCCCAUGCUGCAGUAUGGGGGCCGGGUGAGUACAGACACAGGGCGGGACUGUGGCAGGAAUAAGACGGUGGCUACGCCCAACCAGGGCGUGUGGGACAUGAGGGGGAAGCAGUUCUACGCCGGCAUCGAGAUCAAGGUCUGGGCCGUGGCCUGCUUCGCCCCCCAGAAACAAUGUCGGGAGGAUCUGCUCAAGAGCUUCACAGACCAGCUGCGAAAGAUCUCGAAGGACGCUGGGAUGCCGAUUCAGGGGCAGCCGUGUUUCUGUAAAUACGCCCAAGGAGCCGAUAGCGUGGAGCCCAUGUUCAAACACCUCAAGAUGUCCUACGUUGGUCUGCAGCUGAUCGUGGUCAUCCUGCCCGGAAAAACGCCGGUUUAUGCGGAGGUGAAGCGGGUCGGGGACACGCUGCUCGGCAUGGCCACCCAGUGCGUCCAGGUGAAGAACGUGGUGAAGACAUCGCCUCAGACGCUCUCCAACCUCUGCCUCAAGAUCAACGCCAAGCUGGGAGGCAUCAACAACGUCCUGGUUCCUCAUCAGAGGCCGUCGGUGUUCCAGCAGCCCGUCAUCUUCCUCGGCGCCGACGUCACACAUCCUCCGGCGGGUGACGGGAAGAAGCCGUCCAUUGCGGCGGUGGUCGGCAGCAUGGACGGCCACCCCAGCAGAUACUGCGCCACCGUGAGAGUCCAGACGUCUCGGCAGGAUAUGUCCCAGGAGCAGCUUUUCAGUCAGGAGGUGAUCCAGGAUCUGACCAACAUGGUCCGAGAGCUGCUCAUCCAGUUCUACAAGUCGACCCGCUUCAAGCCGACGCGCAUCAUUUACUAUCGCGGCGGCGUUUCUGAGGGACAGAUGAAGCAGGUCAGCGUUUCUUCCUGCUCGCCUGCAGCUUAUUUUUGUCGCGUUUUGUUGUGAAAGACGCA